AUGGGUGAUCAAACUUCGGACGAUAUCUGGGCUGAGAUAGUUGUUGUAGCAGGUGUAGUUGGAGACGUUGUAGGAGAUGUAGUCGGAGAGGUUGUAGCAGACGUAGUCGGUGAGGUUGUUGGGGAUGUAGUCGGAGAGGUUGUUGCAGACGUUGUUGGAGAUAUAGUCGCUGACGUGGUUGGAGACGUUGUUGGAGAUGUAGUUGCUGACGUGGUUGGAGAUGUAGUCGCUGUCGUUAUUGGAGAGGUUGUUGGAGACGUUGUGGCUGAUGUUGUUGGAGACGUUGUGGCUGAUGUUGUAGUAGAGGUUGUAGGAGACGUUGUUGACGAUGUAGUCGGAGAGGUUGUUGGAGACGUUGUGGCUGAUGUUGUAGGAGAGGUUGUUGGAGACGUUGUAGCAGAGGUUGUUGGAGAUGUAGUCGCUGAAGUUGUAGGCGAUGUAGUCGGAGACGUUGUAGCAGAGGUUGUAGGUGACGUUGUCGCUGAUGUUGUAGCUGAAGUUGUUGGAGACGUUGUGGCUGAUGUUGUAGGAGAGGUUGUUGGAGAUGGUGUAGCAGAGGUUGUUGGAGAUGUAGUCGCUGAAGUUGUAGGCGAUGUAGUCGGAGACGUUGUAGAAGACGUAGUUGCUGAAGUUGUAGCAGAGGUUGUAGGUGACGUAGUCGCUGAUGUUGUAGCAGACGUUGUGGCAGAUGUAGUCGCUGAAGUUGUAGCAGAGGUUGUAGCAGACGUUGUAGCAGACGUUGUAGGAGACGUUGUAGCAGAUGUAACAGGAAAGGCCGUCCUUCCAACUCUAAUUCUUCCAGAGUUUGCCCAUGAACAUAACAGAAUCAGGACUAACCCGAAAACAAUCAACCUUGGUACCAUUCUGGGUGAAUCUUCUUACAAUGAUCCGAAAAAAAUUCCUGUACUGACCUGUGCCAAUUUUGAUCCUUUUACUAAGACUCCUUAA
Lottia gigantea (owl limpet) is the source of this 948-nucleotide messenger RNA. RefSeq lists its product as hypothetical. Bases 1 to 948 code for a protein of 315 amino acids. NCBI's taxonomy places the organism in Eukaryota, Metazoa, Mollusca, Gastropoda, Lottiidae. The record is from RefSeq and is a predicted model, not a curated record. The transcript is spliced from 2 exons.